AUGUAUCCAUCUAUCUCAGUUUAUUCAUAUCUAUCUAUCUAUCUAUCUAUCUCACUCUGUUUAUAUCGAUCGAUCUAUUUUAGUCUUUUCUUAUGUAUGUCAGUCUGUAUGUAUAUAUGUAUGUAUGUAUAUAUCUCUAUCUAUCUAUCUAUCUAUCUAUCUAUCUAUCUAUCUCAGUCUGUUCAUAUCUAUCUAUCUAUGCUUUUGAUCGAUUUUCUUACUCCUUCUUUUAUUAUAUUCCUUUUUUUUAAUGUACAUAUACGUGUGUCUACAUACGAAAUGUUGAUUGCCAAUAUAUUCCACUCGCCUUGUGUGAAUUUAAGCCACUAUCUAUCUAUCUAUCUAUCUAUCUAUCUAUCUAUCUAUCUAUCUCAUUUUAUUCAUAAUCUUGGGACUCUUCAGAGUUUGUUCAAAGCUAAAUAUUUCACUCUGUUCAUCUAUCUAUCUAUCUAUCUAUCUAUCUAUCUAUCUAUCUAUCUAUCUAUCUAUCUCAGUCUAUUCAUUUCUCUCGGAAUACGUCCAUGUUUUUCACGCUAUUGUUCCACUACAAAACGACUCAAAAGCCACUCAAUGUAG
Molecule: messenger RNA, 576 nt
Organism: Acanthosepion pharaonis
Lineage: Eukaryota; Metazoa; Mollusca; Cephalopoda; Sepiida; Sepiidae
Source: the annotation of a GenBank genome assembly